Polistes dominula (European paper wasp) is the source of this 972-nucleotide messenger RNA. Its product is annotated as 3'(2'),5'-bisphosphate nucleotidase 1. Gene Ontology annotation, molecular function: 3'(2'),5'-bisphosphate nucleotidase activity. The record is from RefSeq and is a predicted model, not a curated record. Lineage: Eukaryota; Metazoa; Arthropoda; Insecta; Hymenoptera; Vespidae. Gene Ontology annotation, biological process: phosphatidylinositol phosphate biosynthetic process.
CAGGUUAAAUAAUUGCUCAAAAAUGGCUCAAAGUGCUUCUCUUUUAACACGUAUAAUGGCUACAUCUACAUUGGCUGCAGCACGUGCAGGAAAAAUAAUUCGUGAUGUUAUGGAUCAAGGAAAAUUGAAAAUUGUAGAAAAGGGUAAAAAUGAUUUACAAACUGAAGCUGAUCGUUGCGCACAGAAAUGUAUUAUAACUUCCUUAAGUCGAUUAUUUCCAAACAUCACUAUUAUUGGAGAAGAAGAACCAAAUAAUAGUGAAAUACCACCUGAUUGGAUUGUUACUGAUGUAGAUGAAGAUAUGUUGAAAUUAAAAUUACCAUCACAUCUUGAGAACAUAGAUCCAAAAGAUAUAUGUGUUUGGGUAGAUCCAUUAGAUGGAACAUCUGAAUAUACACAAGGACUUGUAGAACAUGUCACAGUAUUGGUAGGAGUGGCGAUUAAAGAGAAAGCAGUUGGAGGUGUGAUCCAUCAACCAUAUUAUAAGGAUAAAAUAAAAGGUGAAUUGGGUCGUACAUUAUGGGGAAUUGAUGGAGUAGGAUAUGGUGGAUUUGAACAAAGUGCACCUCCCUCUGGAAAAAGAUUCAUUACAACAACACGUUCACACUCGAAUACAAAUGUUCAAGCUGCUAUAAAUGCUUUGAAACCAGAUGAAGUUAUUCGUGUGGGUGGUGCAGGUUAUAAAGUAAUUCUUCUUUUGGAAGGGAAAGCACAUGCUUAUGUAUUUGCUAGUCAAGGUUGUAAGAAAUGGGAUACAUGCGCACCUGAAGCAGUGUUGCAUGCAUGUGGGGGAACUUUAACUGAUUUCUAUGGAGAAAAAUAUGCGUAUCAUCCAGAAACAAUAUAUCCAAAUUUAAGAGGUGUUUUAGCUACUGCUCCUGCCGAAAAACAUCAAUGGUAUUUAAAUCAAAUACCAGAAGAAGUCAAAGAAAAUUUAGAAAAACGCAAGUAAUUCAUUUUAUUAUUGUAUAU